Prunus armeniaca (apricot) is the source of this 840-nucleotide messenger RNA. NCBI's taxonomy places the organism in Eukaryota, Viridiplantae, Streptophyta, Magnoliopsida, Rosales, Rosaceae. The record is from the annotation of a GenBank genome assembly.
AUGAUCAGCCGAAGGGGUAUCGAGGCUAAUCCCAAGAAAAUCAAAGCCAUAAUCGACAUGGAGACGCCAAAGAUGCAGAAGGACAUUCAGAGCCUUACCGGACGUGUCGCUGCCCUGACACGCUUCAUCUCCAAGUCUACCGACAAGUGCGUGCCGUUCUUCAAAGCUUUGAAAGGGGGCAAACAUCAUAUCCCAUGGACUCCCGAAUGCGACCAAGCAUUUCAAAACUUGAAGAACUACAUGAGCCAGGCGCCGCUAUUAUCAAAACCGCUCCAAGGAGAAGUACUACUCCUAUACCUUUCGGUAUCCAACACUGCCGUUAGCUCAGUGUUGAUACGGAAGCCAGAGAAAGCAGAGCUACCGAUUUUCUAUGUCAGCAAGGCACUCCAAAGCGCAGAGCUUCGGUACCCACCCUUAGAGCAGCUAGCACUGGCCCUGGUCAUCUCGGCGCGAAGGCUUCGCCCAUACUUCCAGGCGCACGAGAUCACUGUUCUGACAAACCAGCCCCUUCGGCAGUUCAAGCCAAGGCAUGCAGAAAAAGGUCAGGCUGUCGCCGACUUCACACCUGCACUAUCGGAAUCACCUUUUCCGAGCGCUAUCCUUACUGCACCAGAGAGAAUGGAUGCCGAGCGCUUCGACACUUCCGUUCCUCUCUGGAUUCUGCACGUGGACGGUUCGGCAAACCAGCAAGGCUGUGGUGCCGGCUUGGUGUUAACCACUCCGGACGGUAGCAAAGUCGAGUAUGCCCUCCGAUUCAACUUCCGGACGUCCAAUAACGAGGCAGAGUAUGAGGCUCUCUUGGCCAGCCUUCGGCUAGCCAAAAGCAUGAGCGCGAGGUAG